UUAGAUUUCGAUGUGUCUCCAAGCUUUGGUCCUCUAUCAUCACCAGCCAAUAUUUCCAAAACAAACACAUAACGACUAUUACUGCUUCCUCAGCUCCUCCUAGCCUCCUCAUCACUUUCCUCGCCCCUUUCGGUACCAUUUACGAAAACCUGCUUACGUUGGUCUUAUGUCCUAACCUUAAAACAUCGUUGUAUCCCUCUUCUUCAUGUCGUAUACCUUCUAGAGAUAUAGAUAUGAAACUGCUCAAAGUUGAAGAUAGAAAGGUGUAUAAUUCGGUUCGGGGCUUGAUCUGCAUUGGAAGUAGAUUUGAGGUGGAGAUAUAUAACCCUAGCACAAGCCAGCAAUAUAUUUUUCCUCAAAUCAGUAUUGCAGGUUUAUUUUGUAAAUCUACCGUUUACUAUUUUGGUUAUGAUCCUGUUGAAGAUCAAUACAAAGUGCUCGCCAUUAAUGAUAUGCGAAUGCAAUUGUAUCACAGUGUUGUGGUAUUGGGAAGAGAUGGAGUUUGGAGAGAGGUUCCAUGGUUUGGCUAUCUUCACCAUGCUCAGACCUCGGGGCUAUGUAUCAACGGAACCCUUUACUAUGGGGCUAUUAGGACGUACAACAAAUUCUCUAUAGUUGUGAGUUUUGAUGUUAGGCUUGAAACCUUCAACAUCAUUAAAGGACCAGUGUUUGAGAAGCUUAAUAAUGAGUUUAAAAGCGAUUUUACGGAUAAAACUCUUAUUAACUUUUGGGGGAAAAUUGCUGUUGUCGAGAAACCUCGUCGUGGUAGUUUUAGAAUGUGGGUUCUAAAAGAUGCUAAGAAAGAGGAAUGGUUCAUGAACAUAUAUCGCUUGCCCGAAUCUGCUGCUUGCCUUGACUUAGACGUCAUGACCUACUUUUAUGCCGGCGAGAUUUGUCUGGUUUCAAAAAAACUGUCUGAUCCGUUUUGUCUUUUCUUUUAAAACUUGAAGAUGGAACGCAUCAGAAAUGUCAUAAUUGAAGGACUGCCUAUUUCCGUUCUUAAGGAAUUCAGUUACCUUACUAUGACGGUCUCAGAUCAUUAUGAUAGCUUCAUGUCCAUAUUAACAUGAAGUUAUAAGUUU
Molecule: messenger RNA, 1082 nt
Organism: Arabidopsis lyrata subsp. lyrata
Lineage: Eukaryota; Viridiplantae; Streptophyta; Magnoliopsida; Brassicales; Brassicaceae
Product: putative F-box protein At3g47150
Exons: 1
Coding region: 234-941 (235 amino acids)
Source: RefSeq, a predicted model, not a curated record